CCAUUUCCGCAAGCUUUCUGGUGCCAUAAGCAAUAGAGCCCCCGGUCGCCCAGGCCUUCUUCUCUUUGAGCUAAGUCCCUGCUCCCUUUCUUUUCUUUCACUCAGGUCCUCGUAGUUUCUUCUCCUUCAGAGUCGUCUCCUCCUCCCUGAAGAAACUCUUGCAGACAGCCCCCUUAGGUUUUUCGAAUUCUAGUUGGCCGCUCCCUCCUUUGUAGAUCCGGGGAACCCUGCCGCCGCCCCCAUGUAUACCCACCAGUUUCUCUAACGUCCGUCGUCCUCCGAUGAAGCUGCACGUCCUCCGCAUCCGCCGUUCCCACUCCUUCUCCGUCGCCUUCCUGUACUGGUUCUACGUCUUCUCAUGAACGCAUCGCCCCCCUCAAGAACGCCAGCAUCUCUUCCGUUCUCUAGGUUGUUAGAUCUCCCUUAGUUUCUUGAAUCUUUGAUUUUUUUCCCGCCCCUUCCUUCCAAAAAAAGUCCCUCCUUUGAGCUGAGUCUGUCCAAGAAGAAGAGCAAUCAUCCGACAAUGUCGUCGCGCCGUAGCCCGAGCCCUGACAGCAACACCGACAGCGGCAGCGCCGGCGGCGGGUUCGCCGCCGACGAGCGCAAGCGCAAGCGGAUGCUGUCCAACAGGGAGUCCGCGCGCCGGUCCCGCGCGCGGAAGCAGCAGCGGCUGGAGGAGCUGGUCGCCGAGGUGGCCCGCCUCCAGGCCGAGAACGCGCAGGUGCAGACCCGCAUCGCGACCUUCGACCGCGAGCUCAGCAAGGUGGACGGCGAGAACGCCGUGCUGCGCGCACGCCACGGCGAGCUGGCCGGGCGGCUGGAGUCGCUGGGCGGCGUCCUGGAGGUGCUCCAGAUGGCCGGCGCCCCCGUGGACAUCCCGGAGAUCCCCGACCCGCUGCUCCGCCCAUGGCAGCCCCCUUUCCCGAUGCAGCCCAUCGCCGCCGACGCCUUCCAGUUCUGAGAGCCGGCUGCCUCGACUACCAAGACAUGGCCGUGGGAUUGCCAUGGUCACCUACUGCUAUGAUUACUACUGCUAAGCUCAUGUACUAGUUUGUGGUUGUGUCUCUGCAGCUUGGCUGCUUAUGUUCUUAAUCAUGGUUUGCUGUGUUAUAUUAAUCUAGACAAUUAGUAAUAAUCAGUUUGUGGAUCUGAACUUGUGAUUGCAAUUUGUAGCAAUGUGCUCCAAUGGCUUGUGAUUGUUGUAAUGUCCUGAUGAAUUUCAAAUGAACAUUAUGAAUUUCAAAUGAAUAUCUGUGUGAUUGUAAUAUA
Setaria italica (foxtail millet) is the source of this 1269-nucleotide messenger RNA. RefSeq names its product bZIP transcription factor 53. NCBI's taxonomy places the organism in Eukaryota, Viridiplantae, Streptophyta, Magnoliopsida, Poales, Poaceae. Gene Ontology annotation, biological process: positive regulation of DNA-templated transcription. The record is from RefSeq and is a predicted model, not a curated record. Gene Ontology annotation, cellular component: nucleus. The coding region runs from base 524 to 961 and encodes 145 amino acids. The transcript has a single exon. Gene Ontology annotation, molecular function: transcription cis-regulatory region binding; DNA-binding transcription factor activity.